UAACGUGUAUAUUGUACGUAUUUUUCUUGUUUUAGAUGUUGACGACUAUUUUAGUUAGUGUAAUCGCCCUGGCUGUGUUGUGGGUGUUCAAGCAAUGGCAGGACACGAGAAACUUCUGGGCCAAGAGGCACGUGCCCCACUCACCACCGCAUCCACUACUAGGCAGCCUCACAUUCAUGAUGAAGAUGAACCCGGGAGUGUGGAUGCGGGAGUUGUACGAUCGUUUUCGCGCGCCGUACGUCGGUGUGUGGUGGCUGUGGCGGCCUGCGCUGGUCGUACAAGACCCGGAGAUAGCGCGUCGUAUCCUCGUUAAAGACGCGCACGUCUUCCAGGACCGGUACCUCUCCGGCGGGAAGAGGGACAUCAUUGGCUCGAUGAAUCUCUUCACCAUGAAGAGCCCGUUGUGGGGAUCGCUGCGGCGACGCCUGACGCCGGUGUUCACGUCCGCCAAGCUCAGGAGUCAGCAGAGGCACUUCAUUGACAAAACGCAGCAACUCAUGCAGAGGAUCAAAAUGGACAUGGAUAAGGAGAAACAAGUCAACUUGAGAAUGGUGUACUCGGACUACACGACGGACGUGGUGGGUGAGACAUCGUUCGGCGUGGCAAGUGAUUCGACGCUGAGCGGGCGCGGCCCUCUGCGCGCAGUCACCCUUGAUUUCAUGGAGUUCAGCUGGUGGCGCGGCCUAGCCUGGGCUAGUAUAUUCUUCUAUCCCGACCUCAUUGAUAUAUUCGGAUUCACAUUCUUCCCGAAGGCGGCGACGGAUUACUUCAGGCGAGUGUACGGGCAGAUCGUGCAGCAGCGCGGGGGGUAUGCUGCGCCGGGGGAGGGGGGCGACCUCCUCGACGCGCUGCGCAAGAUAAAGCAGGAGAGCGACAAGAACGGAGAAGAAAUUCGUGACGAUGUACUGGUGGCGCAGGCGGCCAUCUUUCUACAGGGCGGCUUCGACACGACCGCCUCCGCAAUGGCCUUCGCCACAUAUGAGUUGGCUAAUCUGCCGCACGUGCAGGACAAGUUGUACAAUGAAAUCAUAGAGAUUAAACAUAAUAUCGGCGAGGCUGAGCUAAACAUGGACAAGCUUCAGGGCGCCAAAUACCUUGAAUGCGUUAUUAAAGAGGCGCUCAGGAAGUAUCCGCCGAUGGGUUGGCUGGACCGAGUCUCUUCGGUGGAUUACGAGAUCGACGACAAGCUGACCAUACCUGCGGGCACCCCUGUCUACGUAAACGCCAUCGGCAUGCACUACGACCCCCUGCACUUCCCCGAACCACACAUAUUCGACCCCGACCGCUUCCUGCCCGAGAACGAGAACAAUAUCAAACCUUUUACUUAUUUCCCUUUCGGUGAGGGACCCAGGGUUUGUAUUGGUCGUAGAUUCGCGAUGCAGAACAUGACUCACAUGCUGUCAAACAUAGUCCUCAACUACAAGAUUCUGCCGACUUCCAACGGCCCUCCGCACACUGACAUACCUAUAGAAAAGAAAGGUUUGUUUCUUUUCCCAGGCGAAAAUCUGUACGUACAAUUCGUACCUAGAGAUGUUUGAUUAAAUGUGAAAACGAAGACUACAAUUUUUAUUUCACCC
Papilio machaon (common yellow swallowtail) is the source of this 1577-nucleotide messenger RNA. RefSeq names its product cytochrome P450 6k1. Lineage: Eukaryota; Metazoa; Arthropoda; Insecta; Lepidoptera; Papilionidae. The transcript is spliced from 9 exons. The record is from RefSeq and is a predicted model, not a curated record. Bases 36 to 1538 code for a protein of 500 amino acids. Gene Ontology annotation, molecular function: monooxygenase activity; oxidoreductase activity, acting on paired donors, with incorporation or reduction of molecular oxygen; iron ion binding.